AUUUUUUGGGCUAUAAUACUAAAUAUAGUGAUAAGCCUAAAAGAGAGCAAUGGAAUCCUUUCGCCCCCAUCCUGCUGUAUGACGUGUCCGACGGCCUCGUCGGGCUUCGGAUAGAAUGCGACCAGAUUCGGCCUUUUAGCCCCGAGCGAUGGAUGGCUAUAUAUUGCUGACAUUCGUUGUACUGGAAGUAUUCAGAGCAUAUCAGUCAUCUGUAUAUGAAUAUAUUUCAUCUCAGAAUCCCCGACAAAGGAUCACUUAUCAUGUCUUCGAUAAUAAAAACCGGCAUGGACCGCUCUUCCCACGCGAUUAAUCGUUUUUUCGAGAAAGCGUACGCCAUCGACAUCCACAACCUUAAACAAAAUAGCCCGCUAUUAGUUUCUGGCGCUCUGGUUCUCGGAGGUGCAGUCUGGGCUGUCAAUGACUACCGUGAUUGGGUCGCUUUUGGAACCGGUGGAACUCCGCCUACUCCUAGAGGAUACCUCAAGGUCACUCUGCUCCGCGUGGCAAACUUCUUCAGAUAUAUCCUCGGGGAUGACCUUCGAGAUGCUUCCAGCUUGCCUCGUGGGGGACCCAAAUAUCUCCAGUCUCUACCGAUGAGGAAGGGAGGACAUCCAGCACUGAAGCCUAGAGCACUGCCCCAACGACAAGAACCCGAGUACAUCCCUUCGAUUGUGAAAGAGAAACUAUUCAACUUGAUCAACGACCACGCAUCCAAAGACCCCGACACUUUCAACAUUGCCCUAUCCAGAACCGAAGGAGGAACCGCCGAUGCCAUUUAUCUCAACCCUGACCUCCUAGCAUCCAACUCAGAUGCAAAGGGCCUCGGUGGUGAAAUCGCCCAUGUCCAUCCUUCUGAGUGCUCCCUCCAUCUCCUUCUAUCCGCGGAAGAUGCAAGAACUGUUUUGGAGGCGAAUUGGGGUAAACGGUUCCCUAUAUACUGGAUUACUCCCCCAGGAUGGAUCAUGCUGUAUGCUCCUCGGAAUGAAGAAGAGCUUGAAUUAGUUAGUCGGGUUGUAGAUGCUGCUGUUCAAUUCGCAAAGGGUACAUCCUCUCAGUGAUAUGAUAGAAACCAGUAUUUGCUUGUCGAUUGAUCUGUAACUGUCAUUAUGUGUUUGAGCGAGAUAUUUGUUUACCAUAGAAGUACUAGAAGCUUAUAAUCUAAUUCAAUUGUGUUCGACC
Aspergillus wentii DTO 134E9 is the source of this 1179-nucleotide messenger RNA. RefSeq lists its product as uncharacterized. The record is from RefSeq and is a predicted model, not a curated record. Lineage: Eukaryota; Fungi; Ascomycota; Eurotiomycetes; Eurotiales; Aspergillaceae. The transcript has 5 exons. Bases 261 to 1058 code for a protein of 265 amino acids.